UUAUGCAGACCGCGGGCACGGGAUGCUUAAACAACAUUAAUACAACAUGGCCAGUUUAGUAUUUAGUAAUAAUAGUCUUCUAGCUCUGAUCUCCUGCAGUAAAUUUAGGAUACUUGAUUGCAAUGAUGGGAGUUGUAAAUUUUCCUGUGAACUCUCAAGCAUCAAACCAAACACAGAUAGUAAGACAACAAAGCCUGAUACAAGCGACGCUAAACAAGACCCUGCGCUUGGCCAUGGCAACAUUGGGUGUUUCUCUUCAUCUGGUAGAUACUUUAGUCUUUGCAUGACCAAUAAGACAGUUACAUUAUGGGAGACAGACACUUGGAAGUGUCUUAGUACUAGAUCAUUGGAGAAAAAGGCUACAGCGAUAUUGUUUACAAAGGAUGAAAAUUAUAUUGUUGUAGCUGAUAAAACUGGAGAUGUGUACAAAUUUUCAACCAAUGAUGUUCAUUCUGAAGGCAUCCUUUUACUUGGCCACAUUUCUAUGAUUAUGGACAUGGCUUUUAGUAAUGCUGACAAGUUUAUUAUCACAGCAGAAAGAGAUGAAAAGAUAAAAGUAACACACUUUCCAAACUGUCAUAACAUUGAGGCAUAUUGCUUAGGACAUACUGACUUUGUAAGCAGUAUCGGAGUGAUAAAAAGCGAAGAUGAUGAGAUACUGGUAUCUGGCAGUGGGGAUGGAUGCGUCAUGUUCUGGGAUUUCAAAUCUGGGAAAAGAUUACACACUGAAUGCUUGAAUGAACAAAAAGAGGAAGAAGGAAAAGAAAUACAAGAUGACAAAGUUAUUGUUUCUGUUUCCUGUUGUCCAAAAAAUAAUGUUGUCUGUGUGAUGACAGAAAGCUCUUGUUUACUUCAUUUAUAUCAUGUUAGCAAUGACAAUAACCUAAAAGUCACCAAGUUACCAACCGUUACUACUAGUGUACCUCCUUGGAACAUUACGUUUGAUUCAAAUGGACUACUUUGGUGUUUACAACCAAUGAAAAGUGAGCCGCUAAUGGUAUUCCAUCCAGAAGGUGCAGUACAACAUAUCAAGUACGUAAAACUCGAACAGUUUGAAGACCUGCCUGUUUAUUCUACUGCAAGUGAUUGGACUUAUCUUGAAGAGUGUGUAGGCAAGGAGAAGCAGCUUUCUGCCCUGCGAAGAAAGAAAGACAUGGAUAACCUGAAAGAGUACCUCACCAAGAAAGAAGAGCGUAUUCGACAAAAAAAGGCUCGUCUGGGUGGGUUAGAUGUAGAAGAAUGUGACGCAAAGCGAAUAAAGGAAUAGUUUUUUCGUAUGCUU
Messenger RNA from Actinia tenebrosa (Australian red waratah sea anemone), 1282 nucleotides. Its product is annotated as tRNA (guanine-N(7)-)-methyltransferase non-catalytic subunit wdr4. Gene Ontology annotation, biological process: RNA (guanine-N7)-methylation; tRNA modification. The record is from RefSeq and is a predicted model, not a curated record. Lineage: Eukaryota; Metazoa; Cnidaria; Anthozoa; Actiniaria; Actiniidae. Gene Ontology annotation, molecular function: protein binding. Gene Ontology annotation, cellular component: tRNA methyltransferase complex; cytosol; nucleus.